This is a messenger RNA of Lampris incognitus (smalleye Pacific opah), 1134 nucleotides long. RefSeq names its product axin interactor, dorsalization associated (gene aida). The transcript is spliced from 10 exons. The record is from RefSeq and is a predicted model, not a curated record. Gene Ontology annotation, cellular component: membrane. Bases 131 to 1045 code for a protein of 304 amino acids. Lineage: Eukaryota; Metazoa; Chordata; Actinopteri; Lampriformes; Lampridae. Gene Ontology annotation, biological process: determination of ventral identity. Gene Ontology annotation, molecular function: phosphatidylinositol binding.
GCAGGGGGGAAAGGGCUUGGUCGGUAUAGCGCCGGUCUGUCCGUGCGGCUCUGGAAACGGUGCUGCGGGAGUGAACAUAUCCCCCGACGAUGCUUACCUGAGGUCGCCUCGCACAACCCGCCCGUUGAAAAUGUCCGAUGUCGGCAAGACUAUUCAGAAAUGGCACGGCAGCUUUAGAAAAGGCACAGACUUUGAUUCGUGGGGACAGUUAGUGGAGGCUAUAGACGAGUACCAAAUACUCGCACGACAACUGCAAAAAGAGGUUCAGUCAGCGAAUCCAUCAGACUUCACGGAAGAUCAGAAGAAAAUUUUAGGGAAGUUUGCAACAUGCUUGGAGAUGAGGAGUGCAAGUUUGCAGAGCACACAGUCCAAAGAGGAGUUCAAGUUAGAAGACCUAAAAAAACUAGAACCUAUUAUCAAAAACAUACUCACAUACAACAAAGAAUUUCCCUUUGACGUCCAGCCGGUGCCCAUGAGGAAGAUCCUUGCCCCUGGUGAGGAGGAGAACCUGGAAUUUGAGGAGGAGGAGGAUGCCGCCACAGGAGCAGGGUCUCCAGAGGCCUUUCCCUCCAGAGUACCAGGUACGCUGUUGCCGCGGUUACCUUCAGAGCCUGGGAUGACAUUACUUACAAUAAGGAUUGACAAAAUUGGGUUGAAAGAUGCUGGGCAAUGCAUCGAUCCCUACAUGACCAUUGCUGUCAAAGAUUUGAAUGGUGUGGAUUUGAACCCGGUGCAGGACACUCCUGUGGCCACCAAGAAGGAGGACACGUACAUUCACUUCAGUGUGGACGUAGAGAUCCAGAGACAUGUUGAGAGACUUCCCAAAGGGGCAGCUAUCUUCUUCGAGUUCAAGCACUACAAGCCCAAGAAACGAUUUACCAGCACAAAAUGUUUUGCCUUCAUGGAAAUGGACGAGAUCAAACCCGGCCCCAUUGUAAUUGAACUGUAUAAGAAGCCCACCGACUUCAAGAGGAAGAAACUGCAGCUCCUAACUAAGAAACCUCUUUAUCUUCAUCUUCAUCAGACUUUGCACAAGGACAGCUAAGUUACUGAGACGGAGCACGCCGUCGGUCUUUAAGAUGCUUACACAUCAUCAUCAGCAGCAGCAGCAGCAGCAAAGUUGGAUUUCAACAU